This is a messenger RNA of Trichoderma asperellum CBS 433.97, 291 nucleotides long. RefSeq lists its product as uncharacterized. Lineage: Eukaryota; Fungi; Ascomycota; Sordariomycetes; Hypocreales; Hypocreaceae. The record is from RefSeq and is a predicted model, not a curated record.
AUGUCGCCAUACUGGUAUGCUCUGCGCCUUAUCCAGGCCUUUGAGGAUAGAAUCGUGGAAUCUAUUCUCCGCUUGCCAGGCUUCCACCGGGCUGUCGGCCGCAUCCAUCGUGCCAUCAACGAGAAACAGUACGGCCGGAACCCACACGAGCCACUAGCACCAGGAGAAGCUACAGCGGAUCCUAACCCGGGAGGUCGAGCCGACGGAUUUCUUAAGCAUUUUCUCGGCGAACUGAAAAACCAGGCUCGCGGAAGACCAACCGAUAUAUCUAAUAAGCCUCCCACAAAGUGA